Acipenser ruthenus (sterlet) is the source of this 3925-nucleotide messenger RNA. RefSeq lists its product as uncharacterized. NCBI's taxonomy places the organism in Eukaryota, Metazoa, Chordata, Actinopteri, Acipenseriformes, Acipenseridae. The record is from RefSeq and is a predicted model, not a curated record. Bases 686 to 3073 code for a protein of 795 amino acids. Gene Ontology annotation, molecular function: protein dimerization activity. The transcript is spliced from 10 exons.
AGCAAGGUAGGCGCUGCUGCUGGAACGAAUCGCAGUCCCUGCAGUGGGGCUCGUGGAUGGGAAAGCUCCACUCGUCCAUGUACUAAUUUAUGAAAGCGGGUAGUUACAUUUGGAAGCGAAUGCCGUUUACAAAACGGUGCCUUAUUGGAAGAUGUAAAUUUCUAAUCAAUUUACAGGAACCUUAGUACUAGGCUAAUGACAAAAAUACAUGUAAGCAAUGCAUACGCUUGUUUUAUUUGUUCUCCAAACAUUUUAUUAUACUGAAUUAAGCCGAUAGCCGAGCCCUCCUGUAGCAGCACUGAACACACACACACACACACACACACCAGGGCUGCCAACACACACGCACUGGCCGUGAGACUCACACAUUUGAGCAUAUUCUCACGCUCACACGCAUUGGUAAAAAAGUGUCACGCAAUUUUUGGGGUCAGUUUCUAACACUCUUCUUGGAAGACACUGUAACUGAAUGGCUGCACGUGUAAUGUUUUUAUUUAUUACUGCUGAAAAGUCAGAGUGUCGUACUUCAUCUGCCGGAAUGAACCACCUUGCUAACCAGUCAGGGGUUCGCGGGAAGAAUUGUAACAGUCCAUCACAAGUCCUCCGCGAGUUUAAGCAGCGGCGAGCGGGAAAUGCGACAGAGACAGCAGUGAGAGGUGCAGAUACAAACCCCGGUACAGCUUGAGAGAUGAGUAAAUCAAACAAGCCAAACCAUGCAAAGGGCUCUAGAAGACAGCAACAACCCAAAGUGUGUCUACCAGGAUCAAAGCGAAAAGUACCAGAGAGCCAAAAACUGACAGCCUUCUUUGGCCUAGGAAGGCUUGACACACCACUGUCACCAGAACCUGGUCAUGCUGAUGUACCUGCUGAAAAGGCAGCCAGGAUAGAGUGUGUAGGGGAAGAUUCAGCUGAUGGGACAGAACCAGAUGACUCUACAAAAAAGUCUGUGCCAGCCAAGAAGUCAAAUUCUUCUGGAAAAUCAAGAACCAAAUGUGGGGCAGCCACUUAUAAAUCCAAAUUCCAGCCCGGGUGGACAACAGAAUGGCCCUUUAUUAAGAAGGGACUCACGCAGCAUCAUUUUUGGUGCGAGAUUUGCAGAACUGAGAAUGCUUGUUACCAUAUGGGCCAUGCAGAUGUGGAGCGUCACAUAGAGAGCGAGUCACACCAGAGGAAGGUCAAGGCAGUGGAGCAAUCGCAGCAAAUUACCAAAUUUACAGUGAACACAGCUCCAAAGGUGGAUAACAUGACACAACUUGAGGCGAAGGCACGACGAGCUGAGAUCAAAGUUGCUGUGACGAUGGUAAAUCACAAUGUCCCCCUUGCAGUUGCUGACCACUUCAGCCCACUGAUGAAAGAGUGUUUUAAGGAUUCAGAUGUGGCACAAAGAUAUGGUGCUGCAAGGACCAAGACUACUUGUAUUAUCAACAGGGCGAUAGCACCAUACCUUCAUGAUGAGCUGGUCAAAAAGAUGAGAAACAGGCCAUACACCUUGUCAACUGAUGGAUCAAAUGAUACAGGAAGGGAAAAGAUGAACCCAUUGACUGUGAAGCUGUUUGAUGUAGACAGGGUGGAACACAUGUUCCUAGAUAUGUGCAUCACAACUGGCACUAAUGCUGCCACAGCAGAGACCAUUUUUGAAAAAAUGGACAGUAUCCUCAAGAAGGAUAACAUCCCAUGGCAAAACUGUGUAGGUCUGUCAGUGGACAAUGCCAAUGUGAACAUGGGUGUCUGUAACUCUAUCAAAUCAAGGAUAUUAAGCAUAAAUCCGACUGUUUAUGUCCAUGGUUGUCCUUGCCACAUAGUUCACAACAAUGCCAGUGCUGCUGGGACUCAUUAUAUUGAGUUGUCAGACUUUGAUGUGGAGGAUGUGGUUGUAGAUAUUGGAUACUGGUUCAAAGCAAGCACAAAGAGAAAAUGUAGACUGGAUGAAUUCUGUGUGUUUUGUGAUACUGAGUACAUGGCUGUCAUAGACCAUGUUUCCACACGGUGGCUGAGUCUGGAGACGGCAGUAGUCCGCAUUCUACAGCUGUAUCGAGCACUUGUCAGCUACUUCAAGUCUAACAUUGAGAAACAAGCCCGCUUUAAGAGGCUUAGGAAGCAUUUUGAGGAUCCAAUGACAGAGGUACACCUCUUAUUCUACCAGGCCACACUGCCUGUCUUCACAGAGUUUAAUUUACUCUUUCAGCGCCAAGAGCCAUCUGUGUAUCUUCUCCAUGGACAGAUGAGGUCUUAUGUUAAGAAACUCAUGUCCAAGUUUGUUACCACAACUGCAAUAAAAAAUGCUGAUGUGUGUGAAGUUGAGUAUAAGGACAAACAGAACCAGGUGGCAGAUCACAAGCUUAAUGUUGGCUGGACAACAAGAACAACCCUCAACCGUCUGCAUGAAGCUGGUGAGAUCAGUCAGUACCAGGUAGACAACUUCCACAAGGCUGUGAGGGCAUUCUUUGUUGCAGCUGUUGACUAUGCCUUUAAGAAGCUGCCCUUCAAGGAGCCAGUCCUUGAACAUUCACAAUUCAUUGACUUUCAACAGAAGAUGGACUGUGAUGUGAAUGAUGCCCUAUACUUUGUGUACAGGUUUAGUCAUCUGCUUCCAUAUGGAGAUCCCAAAGAACAGGACAAGUUGAGUGAGGAGUUCCUGGACUAUCAACUUAUGGAGGAAAAGGACAUUCCCAGAAGCAUUUGGGAGCAGGCGGUGAGCAGAGUCAGUGAGCAGGAGGUGUACCACAGGAUGGAUAAAGUGUGGGCACACAUGGCCACAAUCAAGAGUCCAGUAACAGGAAUGCCUAAGCUACCCAUGCUGAGCAAGGUGGCACAACUAAUUCUAACCCUGCCACACUCUAAUGCUGAUGCAGAAAGAGUUUUUUCAAUGAUUGGACUAAACAAGACUGACACACGGAAUGCUCUGGCCUUGGAAGGCACACUGUCUUCUAUAAUGACAAUAAAGAUGUCCGGUAUGGAGCCCAACUGCUUCAAGUAUGAGCCCCCAGCAGAAGUAAUCAAGGCCUCCAAGUCAGCUGCUUCCAGUUACAACCGUGAACAUGCAGCAGCUUCAAAUGCUGGCUCAGAAUGCACCUAAGGUAAUGAUUUUCCAUCUUUUAAAAAAAAAUGUCUAUUUGUUUUGCAACUAAGUCACUCACAGCACUUCACCGCGCGCUAAAAUUGUACUUGUUCAAAAGUCUCACUCAAACAGUUUCCUAAAAGUUGGCAGCCCUGCACACACACACACACACACACACACACAGAAAACGCUUUUAGUACUGGAAUCCAGCACAGUGCUGAUGUGGUAGCUGGCUGCUGCCCACUGCAUAUGUUAAAACAUGAAUACAAUGGUGUGACAUUCUGAACGUUUUGAACCUGGAAAAAGAUUUUGUGACGCCUAUGUUUCCCAAGUUAAGCUACAUUUGUAGGCUUUAUUCCAGGCACAUCAAUAGUCACAUCUAUCAACUUCAAUGGAAAACAUACAGGGUAUCUCCCAGACUGGAAAAAAACCCGUUUUAGGUCUAUCUGCAUUUUGUCUGGUUUUUUCUUUCUUUCUUUUGGCGCGUAUUGAAUUCCCGCCACGUCGAGUCUAGUCGGUUCAUUCUUUUUAUUACUUGCAUGUUUGAUUGACUUGAGUGUUUAAAUACAAGCUCAACGCGAAUGGCUGGUACAGCGGGUGGGCGGAGUCAGAGUACUUCACGGGGAAAAAAGCCUCUCCCUUUUACUACGUCUGUAUAUCAGUGUAUUACCGCUGAAAAGCAAACAGUAGUGAAUGCCGGUGGUGUUGUGUUCAUAUCGUCGUGUGGCAAUACUUUAUUAUUAUUAUUUAUUUAUUUUGGUUGCAUUGUAACUUAUUUGUUAUUGCUGUCUCGGACUUGAACUUGGCGAAUAUCUACUGGAUAUAUAUCUAUAUAUAUAUAUAUAUAUAUCUAUAUAUAUAUAUAUAUAU